Molecule: messenger RNA, 561 nt
Organism: Phytophthora sojae
Lineage: Eukaryota; Oomycota; Peronosporomycetes; Peronosporales; Peronosporaceae
Exons: 2
Coding region: 1-561 (186 amino acids)
Molecular function (GO): protein binding
Source: RefSeq, a predicted model, not a curated record
AUGUUUGCAGCCGCUGAGAAGGGCAAACUGAACGUGGUCAAGUGGCUGUACGAGAAGUACUCAGACAAAUGUACAACAGUGGCAAUGGACGCGGCUGCAGAAGCUGGACAGCUCGAGACUGUUAAAUGGCUGUACUUCAACCGAACCGAAGGCUGCACUAUUGCUGCGAUGGAUCGCGCUGCCGCUUGCGGUCAUUUUGAAGUGGUGAAGUGGCUGCAUUUCAAUCGCUCGGAAGGAUGCACAACCUUCGCCAUUGACAGGGUCGGUCAAAGACAAUUCGACUUGCAAAUACGCUCUAGUAGGGUCGCGUGCAAGACUCCUGCUGCCGUUCACGAUAACCAACUCGCGAUUGUGCAAUGGCUGCACGCCAACCGCUCGGAGGGUUUUACGCGGCUGGCAGUGGAGGGGUUAGCGCUCACUGGAAACCUGAAGUUGCUACAGUGGCUUCACGACAAUUCAAAUGCGCGCUGCUCGAAACGAGCAAUGGACUUCGUAGCUGGGUCGGGUGAUCUGGGGGUCGUGAAAUGGCUACAUGUACAUGGUACUGAGGGCUGCACAUAA